GGAAAAAGGCCACGCCCAUGUGGCUGUCCGAGUGUGGGCGCCUGCGGGCCUCGGCGGAGCCUUGGGCUGCUCUGCGCUCGCGGAGGCGUGGCCGGUGCGCGGGGCCCGGGGAGCGCGGGGAUGGGGGUCUCGGUGGACGUGCACCAGGUGUACAAGUACCCCUUCGAGCAGGUGGUCGCCAGCUUUCUCCGAAAGUACCCCAACCCCAUGGAUAAAAAUGUCCUCUCUGUAAAAAUCACGGAGGAAAAAAGAGAUGAAUCAACAGGGGUCAUCUACAGAAAGAGGAUUGCAAUCUGUCAGAAUGUGGUUCCAGAAAUUUUAAGGAAGAAGAGCACUCUGGUGAUUCUUUGUUGGAAAAAGGUGAGCAUUUUGAAAGUACCUAAUAUCCAAUUAGAAGAGGAGUCAUGGCUCAAUCCUCGGGAAAGAAACAUGGCUAUACGGAGUCACUGCCUUACGUGGACACAAUACGCAUCCAUGAAGGAAGAGUCUGUCUUCCGGGAAAGUAUGGAAAACCCAAAUUGGACAGAGUUCAUUCAAAGAGGCAGGAUUUCAGUCACAGGAGCUGGAUUUCUCAACUGCAUUUUAGAAACUUUUGCCAGCACAUUCUUAAGACAGGGAGCCCAGAAGGGAAUUAGAAUCAUGGAGAUGCUGCUAAAGGAACAGUGUGGUGCCCCCGUAGCUGAAUAAAGAAUCAUCAGAGAGCUGUAUCCAUGUCUACUUUUUUAUUUUUAUUUUUUAUUUUUGAGAAUCACUUCUUGGCCACAACACAUCACAGACACAGUUUCUGGAAUACAGGUUUGAAGAUACAGUGUCGGCAGCUUCAAGAAGAGAAGACUUUCUUGCCAGGACAUAAAAUGAUAUCCUCCUCUGGGAUCCUACUUCGAAUAGUGGAACUCAGGGAGAUGAGAUCUUCUUGCUGGAUUUUUAUGACACAAUCUCUUUAUAAUUUUACAAAUAAAGGAAAAAAGACCCAUGUAA
This is a messenger RNA of Macaca mulatta (Rhesus monkey), 978 nucleotides long. Lineage: Eukaryota; Metazoa; Chordata; Mammalia; Primates; Cercopithecidae. The record is from RefSeq and is a predicted model, not a curated record.